UUCUUAUCAAAAUAAUGAAAUAUUUACUAAGAAAUUAGCAGAUGAUCAUUCCAGAUUUCCAAAAUGACUUUUUUCUAUUAUAUUUUUAUACCUUAUAUCUUAUAUCUUGUCGUCCUCCUACCGUGAUAGACCUUCCGUUAUUCAACGGGUUCUACUACUCCGUGCACACACCUUACUUUUCCCCUCUAUAGCAUCUUUAUCCCCACCUUUUUUCGUUCUCCCUCUCAGUGGCGAGUGCCCCUAGAUUCUGGUAACGCUUCUCACAACUGAGACAACAGAACAGUUUUCGUAUGGCGCACCUUCUUGCCAAUGAAUCGGAUAUUAAAUAAUACGAAUAGCGAACUUGUGCGUUACACAAUUCAUAUAUUUAUUUAUUAGAUUGCUGUUUCAAUGAUUCUGUGUGCGCGUAAACAGCUGUGUUAAUCAAAGGUGCCUUUAUGUGAAAGUGUCGACAGAUUUCAAUUAAACGAUAUAAUCAAGUCAAUCAGAAUUCAUAACAUAGUUUUGAGAAUCUAUCUUCAACGAUGAUGCUGAAGGAGGCAUGCGACGGCAGCCACAAAGGAAAUUGUUGUCCAACAAUAAGAUCAUCGAGGAUCGAGUUCGAGAGACGAAAGAUAAGAAAAGAUCGUCGAAUCGUCCCAAGUGUAUCGACCGAUUAAACUGAUAAUUUCUUUCUUAUUGUGAAUUCUCUGUGCCUCGAGAGAAUUUCGUAUGCAAUAACAUAAAUUUGCAUCAUGGGGAAUGGCAUGAACAAGGUAAGAAGCUUUGGCAUGAACAAGGUUCUUCCCGGUCUUUAUAUUGGGAAUUAUCAUGAUAGUAAAGAUGCAGACCAAUUGGAACGAUUCGAAAUAACACAUAUUUUGGCGAUUCAUGACACGGCUCGCCGAUUACAUUCUGACAAACAUUAUUUAUGCAUAUUGGCGGCGGAUAGUCCUGAUCAGAAUCUAUCUCAAUAUUUCUCCUUGUGUAACGAUUUUAUCCACGCUGCCCGCCUACGUGGUGGAAAUGUUCUAAUACAUUGCUUAGCUGGUAUGUCAAGAAGUGUCACAGUAGCAGUGGCCUAUAUUAUGAGUACUACCAAUCUUUCAUGGAAAGAGGCACUUAAAGUUGUCAGAGUAGGUCGUUCCAUUGCCAAUCCAAACGUCGGUUUUCAGCAACAGCUGAAAGAUUUCGAAUCCAGUCGAUUACAUGAGGAACGACGUAGAUUGAAGGAACGAUUCCCUAGCUUAGCGCUUGCGGAAUCCGAUGCAGAAGUAUGUCGCACUACUUUAAGAAAUUACGAAACCAUGGCAUUGGCACGAGAAGUGUGUGAGGGAAAAUGUGCCAUGGGCCGUCCUUGUCCAACUGGAUUAUGUAGGCAACCUUCCAAAAGGAGUCCAAGAAGAAAACCAUCCACGGGUAGUACCAGCAGCUUGAACACUGGAAGAACUCCGCCGCAAACGCCAAGAAUGCUACCAUCUGCACCACCUUCACCUGCUAUGCAUAGAUCAGCUAGUGUUCUCUCAGCAUCAAGACCAAGAAGUGGUCCUGCUGGUUUGCAUUAUUAUACUGGCGGAUCUGCACCUCCUUCCAGAGCGGUAUCGAGAGUCGAUUUAUCUGCUGCAGUGGCUUGCAGUAGUAGUAGCACAAGUCUAACAUCGGUAGGUAGAUCAGGCAUGUCCACUAGUAAUUGGAGAUUGGCGGCUGGAUCUGCGCCGAAUACUCCGAGGCCAACGCCACCGGUUUCUCCGCAACGUUGGCCAAGGCGAGCCUCUACUAGACAAACACCUCCUUUGCCAAUUUCGCCAGAAAAUCCUUCAACAACGACGUAGCACUUGCGGAACGUUGUUUCGUUUUCGACUUUGUCCGAGUAAUCUCGACGUCAAUUUACUAAGCGAUAUUAUUAUUAUUUAUGAUUAUUACUAAUGUCUGAUAUAUAUGUGCUAGUGUAUUAGCACAUAUACAUUCUAGUUUAUUAGCUGAUAUUUCAUUAUGAUUGUCUUACGUAAUAAAAAGAAAAACGUCGAGAGUAAUGUUGAGAAUAAGUUAAAAAAUUUUCGAUAACGAAACAAAUUGUUAAGUUUUACCGAAAUGAUGUUCGAUCGUGCAAGUUCUUCUAAAACAGUCUUUCACAGCGAAGCGCUUUCAAUGAGCUGCACCACCAUAAAAAUACAAUACAAAUACUUUGAAUAAAAUAGAAAUAUAUCAAAUUAUAAAUAUGAAACGUAUGAAAUCAAAUAUAUGAAGUCAUUUCUACGUAUAAGUUGAUCGAUAACGAAGAGGCUCUAACGAGGAGCCUUAUAAAUAAUUUAUAAUCGAAAGUUCGAGAAUGCUUGUUCAUUGAUUGUAUAAAAGAUUAGCAAGAAAAAGCUAUAUCAGUUAAUAUAACAAAAUGUUCGUAAAGUCAUAUGAAAAAUUAAAUGUUAACCGCAAAACCGCACAAGAUAUUUUUUUUCGCUUAAAGCGAACAUAUAAAAUCGAAAUCUGAUAUGAAAAAUAGUAGCAUUUAUUUUAAAAUGCGUUUAUUCGUACGAAAAAUCUUAUAUUGUAUAUUUUAACAUUGUGAUAAAUUUCAACCAAUGCGAUAAUGAUUUCAAAUGCGCGUGAUAGCAAUCAUCGACAAUCUUACAAUUCUAGAACUCUUAUUAAUUAACAUUUUUUUAAAACGUAUAAAAAAGUUACUGAAAGUUACUGUUUAUGACGAAUGACGGAAUUAUAAUAAAGUUAUAAAGAGUACUGAAUCUAUCGAAAUAAUCGAAUUCCUCGUUUAAAACUUAUAAAAGAAAAAGUUUACUUGUAGAAAUAUUUCAAUUACUUUUUAAACAGUAUCGGUAUUAUCCAAGAAAAAAUGUAGAAUUUGCUAUUAGAAAUACAGAAAAUCGUUGCGUACAAGAGAAAUGCAUUUAAUUCUUGCAUUUUUUACGCGAAUAAUCUUAUCUAUCAAUAAAUUCAUGUUGGUCGAUUGUUACAUUUAGCAUCUGUAUUUCUUUUAAUUUAUUUAGCUAUCAAUUAACAAUAGUAGCGUAUUUUGGUAAUGCAUUUUUCAAAUUAAACGCGAUAAACCGCUUUGAAUCAUUAAAUAUCAUUCCCCUCCAUCGUUCGUCAGAGCUUGAUUGCAAUGUUUGAUGUUUACAUUCAGAAUUUUAGGAUAUCUCAUCCGAGAUGCAAUUCAUGAAAAAAUUAUAAGCGGUCGCGUUUUGAAAAAAAAAAAAAAAGAAUGAGUUAUAAAAAUAUCUCUAUUAUUGGAACAAAAUAGUGAGAAAAGCAAGAAGAACACGAAUCGGUGUUCCUCGAAUUGUUCCAUUGAGUUUGUUCGCAACCGUCCAUUAUAGUUAUUGGAUUUGUAGCAAAAAUAUGCUGUUUAGCGCAAAUUGUUAAUCUAAAAGAAAGCAUAUAUAUAUUUGCGCAUACACAUAUAUAUUUAAAAUGUAUCGAUGAAUAUAUUUUUAUGCACAAUACAAGUUGAAAAUAAUUUUCUUCUAAAUAUGAUUGUGUCGAAAAAGACGAAAAAGAAUUUCUAUUUCUUUAAUUUCUUAUUAUUUUUUCGCACACAUGUAUUUGACGCACACUCGAUUUAAAGCGCACUGUAAAUAUUUUUUUAAAGAUGCAAAUAAAAAUAAAAAUAGAAACGACACGUAACAUUUUAGAAGGGCUUUAUUUUCUUGAACGAUUUUUAUGUGCAUAAAAUUAUAUCGUAUACUUUGUAUGCACAUAUACUUUGCAUACGUUGUUGCAAAAAGAUUUCAGAAAAUUUUAUAACUUGUUGGCAAUGGUGAUUAUUAUGCGACUAUGUCGUACAUUAGAUAGACAAGUUGUUAUUCUUUCGUGCACUGACGUACGAUUCACAUGAGUGAGAGAAAAGCAAGCGAAUUUCCGAUAUCAUCCCUCCUAUAUCAUCGAAGCAUAUUUUUCUCGAUUCGUAUUAUAGAAAUAUUUAUUUUUCUAGAAUCGAUUCGAUUUUAUCAUAGAUUUACAAAAAAAAAAAA
Molecule: messenger RNA, 3965 nt
Organism: Apis dorsata (giant honeybee)
Lineage: Eukaryota; Metazoa; Arthropoda; Insecta; Hymenoptera; Apidae
Product: dual specificity protein phosphatase 15
Exons: 8
Coding region: 735-1811 (358 amino acids)
Biological process (GO): protein dephosphorylation
Cellular component (GO): cytosol
Molecular function (GO): protein tyrosine/serine/threonine phosphatase activity
Source: RefSeq, a predicted model, not a curated record